GAUUGUCCUGUAAAAAAUCCAUACUUCCCUUCUCUUUCUUCUUUCGAUUUCCUUUGUAUUCAUUAAUAAUUUAAACCAUGCCCCAACUAUAUGCUUCUUUCUUUGCCUCGGUUUCUUCGCUGUUGUCCUAUAAAUAAACCCAAACUCAGUUCUUUGGCGUACCCAACAAUUAACAUUUCAUUUUUGGUUUCUGGAUUUGUUUGCUGUCUUCAAGAAUGGCCAAUGCUAUGUUGCACCAAUCAGUUGGAACUCUUCAGCUGCUCGGAAAUUCCGGAACUCAUUGCGAAAUCCGGAAUAACUCGGUGAAGUUGAUUCCCAAAGGUUUUAAGGUUGAAGUUGGGGUCUCAAAGAGAGGGAUUUAUAGUUCUGGAGAGGGGAAACUUGGUGUGAUUCGAGCUUCGGCUUCACAAACCUCUGUUGUUGAUCCUGUUUUAGCCCCCUCGAAUAAUGGAAUCCAUGAAUCUCGCACUAAAUCGAAUGAAGUAGCUUUGAUACUGAUCCGUCAUGGCGAGUCUUUAUGGAACGAGAAGAACCUUUUCACAGGUUGUGUCGAUGUGCCAUUAACCAAGAAGGGGGUGGAAGAGGCAAUUGAAGCUGGCAGGAGAAUCAGCAACAUACCUGUCGACAUGAUAUAUACAUCAGCUCUAAUCCGUGCACAAAUGACUGCCAUGCUAGCCAUGACUCAGCAUCGCCGCAAGAAGGUGUCAAUUAUCAUGCAUAAUGAGAGUGAGCAGGCAAAGGCAUGGAGUCAAAUAUACAGUGAAGAAACCAUAAAGCAAUCAGUUCCCGUUAUAACUGCUUGGCAAUUGAAUGAAAGAAUGUAUGGAGGAUUACAAGGCCUCAAUAAACAGGAAACCGCAGAGAGAUUCGGGAAGGAAAAGGUUCACGAGUGGCGCAGAAGUUACGAUAUACCUCCACCCAAUGGCGAGAGUUUGGAAAUGUGCGCCCAAAGAGCUGUUGCAUAUUUUAAAGAUAAUAUUGAACCCCAACUUCAAUCCGGAAAGAAUGUCAUGAUUGCUGCACAUGGGAAUUCAUUAAGGUCCAUCAUCAUGUACCUUGACAAAUUAACCUCGCAGGAGGUUAUCAGUUUAGAACUAUCAACAGGGAUACCUAUGCUUUACAUUUUCAAAGAGGAGAAUUUCAUUAGGAGGGGAAGUCCUGUAGCGCCAACAGAGACCGGAGUCUAUGCUUAUACCAGGGGGUUGGCUCAGUACAGGCAGAAAUUGGAUGAGAUGUUGAAUUGAAAUGUCCUAUGGAAUUGGAUUGGAGUUUUCCAGGAAUGGAUAUUCUCUUUUGAACAUUCAAAC
Molecule: messenger RNA, 1307 nt
Organism: Hibiscus syriacus
Lineage: Eukaryota; Viridiplantae; Streptophyta; Magnoliopsida; Malvales; Malvaceae
Product: 2,3-bisphosphoglycerate-dependent phosphoglycerate mutase 2-like
Exons: 8
Coding region: 216-1244 (342 amino acids)
Biological process (GO): glycolytic process
Molecular function (GO): intramolecular phosphotransferase activity
Source: RefSeq, a predicted model, not a curated record